Condylostylus longicornis is the source of this 1870-nucleotide messenger RNA. RefSeq names its product ammonium transporter Rh type B (gene Rh50). Bases 133 to 1503 code for a protein of 456 amino acids. The transcript has a single exon. Gene Ontology annotation, biological process: ammonium transmembrane transport; ammonium homeostasis. Gene Ontology annotation, cellular component: plasma membrane. NCBI's taxonomy places the organism in Eukaryota, Metazoa, Arthropoda, Insecta, Diptera, Dolichopodidae. The record is from RefSeq and is a predicted model, not a curated record. Gene Ontology annotation, molecular function: ammonium channel activity.
CUACAGUAAAGGUCUAGUACGGUUCGGUUACAAUAACAAUACUAAGUUAAUUAUUAAAAAAAAAAAACCAACAACCCGAAAAAUAUUAAAAAUUUUAAUGUAAAAUUAACAUAGUGUUUUAGAAAAACAAAAAUGCAUAAUUCAGCUUCAAAUAAUUUAGGAAUAAUAUUCCUUUUAAUUGUACAAUUUGUAUUUUUAUUAGUUUAUUGGCUUUGGGUUGAUUAUGAUCGUAAAUUAUUACCAGUUAAAGCGAAUAUAACAAAAUUAACAAAUGAUGAUCGUCUCAGUGCAUACGGUUAUAGUCAAUUUCAAGAUGUACAAGCAAUGAUAUUUUUAGGUUUUGCAUUUUUAAUGACAUUUUUAAAAAAAUAUGGUUAUAGUGCAACUGGUUAUACAUUAUUAGUUGCUGUUAUUGUUGGUCAAUUAUCAAUGAUAUUAAAAAAUUGUCAUAGAUUGGAUAAUGGUAUAAUGAGAAUUAAUUUGGGUGAUGUUAUUGAAGCAAAUAUUGCUGCAGCUGUACCAUUAAUUAGUAUGGGAGUAUUAUUGGGUCGUACAACACCAAUACAAUUAGCUGUAAUGGCAAUUAUUGAAACAGCAUUAUAUGUAUUAAAUGAAUGGAUACAACUUGAUAUAUUUGGUAUAUGUGAUCUUGGUGGUUCAAUAACAGUACAUGCAUUUGGUGCAUAUUUUGGUUUAGCAGCAAGUAUAGCAUUACGUAAAAAAUCUUCAACAAAAAAUAAUGAAGUAACAGCUGGUGCUGUUGUACAUGAUGAACCAUCAACAUAUAUAUCAGAUUUAUUUGCAAUACUCGGUUCAUUAAUAUUAUGGAUAUAUUGGCCAAGUUUUAAUUCAGUAUUAGCAAGUGGUGCUGAUCGUGAACGUGCUGCUAUUAAUACAUUCCUAUCAUUAAGUGCUGCAUCUUUAACAACAUUUGCUUUAUCAGCAUUAUUAAGUGAAGAGAAAAAAUUUGAUAUGGUACAUAUACAAAAUUCAACAUUAGCUGGUGGUGUUGCUGUCGGUUCUGUUUGUAAUUUAUUAAUUGGACCACAUGGUGCUGUAUUAAUUGGUAUUACAGCUGGUGUAUUAUCUGUUAUUGGUUAUAGAUUUAUAUCACCAUUUUUGGAAUCAAAAAUUGGUUUACAAGAUACAUGUGGUGUUAAUAAUUUACAUGGUAUGCCUGGUAUUUUAUCAGCAUUAUUUUCAAUAUUAUAUGCAGCACUAGCAACACAAAAUAAUUAUAAAGAUAGUUUAAAAGUAAUAUUCCCAGCAAUGGGUGAUACAUCUGAUGAACCGAUUAUGUUUGUUGGUGGUUUACGUAGAACAGCAUUACAACAAGCUGGUUAUCAAGCAAUCGGUAUUCUUGUUACUGUUAUUUCUGGUGCAAUUGGUGGUCUUAUAACUGGUUUAAUAUUAAAAUCAAAAUUAUUUAGAAAUCUUGAAACAAAAGAACAUGAUAAAGAUCAAGAAUAUUGGAUGGUACCAGAAGAUAUGAAAGAAGAAUAAAUUAAUUACUUUUUAAAGCUGCAAGCUGAGUGAUGUGCCUAUAUGCCUUUUAUCAUAUCUCCAUCAAAAAAAGAAAUUUUUUUUUUUUAUAAUUUAUACAAUACUUUGUAUUUAUAAAUUUACAAAGUAUUGUAUAUACUAUUUACAAUAUUUAUAUAAAAAUAUUAAUUUAUUGUUGCUGUUGAUGUUGUUGUGCUAAUUAACAAUUCAAACACAUAUAGAUUAUACAAUGUUGUUUCAAAUAUUGUGUUAGAAUAAACGAAAAUAAUUAAAAUUUAAACUACAAAACGAAAAAGAUGUAUUGAAUAUUAAAAUACAAACAUUAUGUAUACUAAAAUUUAAACAUAGACCUAGUAAUAAAAAUAUA